AUGAGUGAACUACAACUUAGACAUUGGGAUAUAGCGGUGUUGACAAUAAGUGAUCGUGUAUCACGUGGACAAGCUAUAGAUCAGUCAGGACCAGAGUUGGUCUCAAUUCUAAAGAGUCAACUUAAUAUUUUGUUGGAGAGUCAGUUGGGACCAGAUCAUGCACCUCAAAAGGUAAACAUCGUCUACAAGGUGGUACCCGACGAGAUCGAAGCCAUACAACAGAUCGUCAAGGGAUGGAUUGGACAACAGUUCAGAAUGAUCUUGACCACAGGAGGUACGGGCUUUACAGCACGCGACGUCACACCCGAAGCCAUCGAGCCAUUGUUGGAGAAGCGUGCACCAGGCAUCGUCGUCUCGAUGCUCAAGACCAGUCUGGACAUCACCCCGCACGCCAUGCUCAGCAGACCGGUUGCAGGCAUUGCCGGUAUCACCCUUAUCAUCACACUGCCAGGAAGUGUCAAGGGUGCUCGCGAGAACUUCAUCUGUGUCAUGCCCUGUCUGCCACAUGCGCUCGCACUCUUAUCUAGCAAUGUAAAGGCAUCGCUGCCUGAGAGCCACCAAGCAAAGGACUAUGACAAGAAUCAACAGCCACAACAGCCACAACAAGGUCAUGGACAUUCACAUGGUCACUCUCACGGACAUGGUCACAGUCAUGGAGGUAACGAUGCACAAGGUCAUCGUCAUGUAUGUGGUGGAGGUAAGCACAGUGAAAGAGGAUCACCAUACCCAAUGAUUGACGUUGACAAGGCAGUGGGCAUGAUCUUGGAGCAGUGUGGCGAGAAGAGAGAGACAAUCAAGGUGGAUCUUGCAAAGUCGUUGGGCAUGGUAGUCGCAGAGGAUAUAUCAUCAGUGGAUCCAUUCCCUCCUUUUAGAGCAUCGAUCAAGGACGGUUACGCAGUCAGGGCUAAGGAUGGUCCUGGUCGUUACACUGUGCUCGGUAGCUCAUUGGCGGGUGGCGGAGAUGCCAACCAACUGUCAGAGGAGGGAAAGUCACAGUCAAAGACAUGUGUCCGUAUUACAACUGGUGCAAUGGUUCCAAGUGGAUACGACGCUGUCGUGCAGGUCGAGGACACCAAGGUCGUGAAAAAGGCCACAGACAAGGACCCAGAGGUCAUCGACAUUGAGGUGGCCGUAACCGAAGGACUUGACAUCCGUCCAGUUGGCAGUGACAUCAAGCCAGGCACAUUGGUACUCAAGCGAGGCGAGAAGAUUGGCGCAGCAGAGAUUGGAUUGUUGGCUACACUUGGACAGACCGUGAUCUCAGUGUUCAAGGCACCAACCAUCACAAUCAUCUCAACAGGCGAUGAGCUCGAGCCACACGAUACCAAGCAGCUCAAGGAGGGCUUCAUCAGGGAUACCAACUCAUUGACUAUGGCUUCGAUUGUCAAGGAAUCUAGCGAGCACUUUGGAGAGUGUGGAGGCAACAGUGUCACAAUGUAUGGAAUCGUCCGCGACAAGGUCGAGCCCCUCGAGGAGGCGCUGACAAAGUCAGCCGAGACCUCAGACGUCAUCAUCACUAGUGGAGGCGUGUCAAUGGGUGAGCUAGACCUCGUGAAGCCCCUGCUGGAGAAGUUGGGAAAGGUGCACUUUGGCCGCGUCAACAUGAAGCCAGGCAAGCCACUCACAUUCGCAACAAUUACCAAUGCCACUACCAGCAAGAAGACACUGGUGUUUGCCCUGCCAGGCAAUCCAGUCAGCACGAUGGUCACCUACUAUCUCUUUGUGAUGCCGGCUCUGCGCAAGCUGUCCGGCCACACCUCAUUCAAUUUGCCAAUGAUCGAGACCAAGCUGGGCGAUCGAGUCAGAAUGGAUCCCGAGCGACCAGAGUACCACCGCUGUCUGGUCAGUUGGGACUUCAAGGAGCACUGCUUCGUGUCGGCCAGCACCGGCGCCCAAGCUUCAUGUCGUUUGUUGAGCAUGAAGAAGUCCAACGCCUUGCUGGUGUUGCCACAACGCGAAGGAUACCUUGAGAAAGGAACCGUGAUCAAUGCCAUCAUUAUCGGGCCCUUGGUCUAG
This is a messenger RNA of Acytostelium subglobosum LB1, 2016 nucleotides long. RefSeq lists its product as hypothetical. Gene Ontology annotation, cellular component: cytosol; cytoplasm. The record is from RefSeq and is a predicted model, not a curated record. Gene Ontology annotation, biological process: molybdenum incorporation into molybdenum-molybdopterin complex; Mo-molybdopterin cofactor biosynthetic process. The transcript is spliced from 2 exons. The coding region runs from base 1 to 2016 and encodes 671 amino acids. NCBI's taxonomy places the organism in Eukaryota, Evosea, Eumycetozoa, Acytosteliales, Acytosteliaceae. Gene Ontology annotation, molecular function: molybdopterin molybdotransferase activity.